GCGCGAUGCGCGCGGAGGAUGCAAAGGCGCGUCGGAGGGCGGGUGGUGGCGGGCGCAUGGAGGCGGUGGAUGGAUUAGGAAGGGGCCACAAGUGACGGACGUUCCCAGGACGACGGCGUUUGCCGGGAUGGUCGCCAUCUGUGGCGGUGAUCUCGGUCGCCGUCUCGCUUGCCUUGUCCUAAUUUCUUUCUCUUCCCCGCCUCUCUUUCUCUUCGCUGCAUCCGUCUCUCCUUCACCUCACGCUCCUUCUGCGUCGACGACCUCCCCCGUCUCACUAAUUCCUCCUUCAUCCCCCGCAACAAUGUCCAUCCUCGCACGCUCCGUCGUCGCUGCCCUCCUCGCCUUUUCCCUCGUCGCGCACUCGGCAAACGCCCAGCAGUGCGCGCGCACGUACACCGUGCAGGAGGGCGAAGACUGUGACAGCAUCUCCGCCGCCCAGAACGUCUCCACCUACCAGCUCGCGACCGUCAACUCCGGCGAGGUCGACACAGACUGCUCCAACCUCGUCCCCGGCGAGGAGCUCUGUCUCGGCUGGGUGGGCUCCGACUGUACAGACACUUACGUCGUCUCUGACGGAGACGACUGCGACAUUGUCGCGGCACGCUAUGGCAUCAACGUCACGCUUCUAUACGAGAACAACCCCCAGCUGGACGCGAGCUGUGAUAACAUGUAUAUAGGCGAGGUCCUGUGUGUGGCGAGCGCCGUCGAUGUCCCCGUUGCAGGCUCCGGGUCGUCCUCCGCUGUCGUAUCAGCCACCGCUGUGGUACCAUCCUCCGCUGUUGUAACGUCCUCUAUCGAGGUCGCCCAGACCAGCUCCGCCGUGGCCACCUCGUCUUUCGUAACUAUCACCGCAACGGUCAUCGCCACCAGCACCGACUCGGCAGGUAUCACUACCGCGACGACCACCGGCGAUGACGGUGACGAUGGCGAUAGCGGCGACGACGACGACUACCCGUGGUGCGACGAGCUCUAAGCCCGGCACGUCUUGGUAGCCUUGUAGUCAAAAGGACCCAUCGUGCCUGGCAGCUCGCGCGUCCUCCUUUCUUGUCCCGCUCCUGUUCAGGUCUGAUGUUGAUUUUCUCAUUCUUUACCGCUAUACCUUCGUAUACCUUCACACGCGGCGCGGUCCGUACUGUUACCCGUUAUACCCUCGCGGCCUCUUGUUGUUUUGUCGUGUCGGUGCUCGCCGUUUGUCGCUGUCGAAUGGAUUGGAAUGUAGCUCUGUGGGCUCAUCGCGAUUUGCGCUAAUUUCGAAGAAUGGAAUGAUGUUUGGUUCUCGC
Molecule: messenger RNA, 1280 nt
Organism: Laetiporus sulphureus 93-53
Lineage: Eukaryota; Fungi; Basidiomycota; Agaricomycetes; Polyporales; Laetiporaceae
Product: carbohydrate-binding module family 50 protein
Exons: 3
Coding region: 302-973 (223 amino acids)
Source: RefSeq, a predicted model, not a curated record